CGUACUCUCCCGCGCAUUUUUCUUUCUUUCUUUUUGGACGCUGGAUCAGCAGACAACUCCCGCGUCUUCCUCUCGUAGCCUCCAUAUGGCAGCCUGCUGCGUAUUGCGGCUCUCACAAGCCACUCCUAAACUAUGAAAUCGUCACGUAGAAUACAGUAUAUUUCAUGACUGAUUUUACAGAUUUCACCUUGGCAUAAGAAAGGUGUCUAAGAAAGUGUGAAGCUAUACAUUCAGGGGUGGCGUGAUAACAUUAUUCCUGAAGUUGAGGUCUAGCACGGACAGAUGACAUAGGAAUAAUAAAAGAAUUCCAUAUGGCAAAUUUUAAAGACGGUAAAGCACAAUUCGAGGAUUAGCUCCAGAAUCCCAGAUCAUCUCCAAGUGAGCAACAGUAUCUCAGGGCUACCAACCAGCUGAAAAAUUAAGUGAGAGAGAAUACUAGUACUACUAGCUAGCUGCUAGGAGUAGUAUAUAACUGUACUGUCCUAGCUGAGAUCGGCAGCAGGAGCGACCUGGAGGCUGGAGGAUAGAUGGCCAGGACGACGCUCUACAGGCCAAGGGUGAAGAGCUUCUGGGUGCUCGUGCGCCGCCUUCUCUGCUGCCGCCGCAAGAGUUACAGGCCGGAUUAUGCGGCUGCCGGGGAGGAGGACGACGGCGAGAAGAGCAGCCUCCUCUUGACCAGCAGAAGCUCUUUGGAGGAGCUCCUGGUGUCGGACGACGCCGACGACGACGGCGCCAUCGACGACGCCGCCGUGACCUGCCGGAACGCGUCGCUGUGCGCCAAGAAAGAUGGUCAGGCGCCGGUGGUCGUGCUACCACCACCGGGGCUGCAUCACCCAGUGAUGGCUCGGCCGGCGCACGGCAUGGUGACGACGUCGUCGGGCGGCGGCCGUGAUGGUGCGGCCGUGCAGUGCCGGCGGCGGUUCAUGUUCGGCGGGCUCCGGCGGCGGCUGAUGAUGAGGAGACCGUGGCGGCCGGUGCUCGUCGCCAUCCCGGAGUGAGCAUGGACAAACCAGAAAUGACAUUCCGGUAAAAUCCGUUGGAAUUGAAUCAAUCGAUUGCAGUAUGCAUAUACUCUAGUGUAGCUUUGCGUGUUGCUCGGUUUCUUUCUUUGUUCGUUGCUUGCUGCAGUAUGUGACUAUACUAGCUAUUGAUGCUUCUAUCACUGUUCUGUAAUCAUCAACGAUGUCGGUGCAUAACAGCAUACUUGAACAUGUCCAGUGUCUUUGCUGUGAAGCAAAAUUGCAACCCUGCUACUCUGUUUUUCACUUAUCGUUGAAAUUAUGAAAGCAUCUCUAGAAAUAAAUCUAAAAAAUAUUUUUU
Molecule: messenger RNA, 1320 nt
Organism: Oryza sativa Japonica Group (Japanese rice)
Lineage: Eukaryota; Viridiplantae; Streptophyta; Magnoliopsida; Poales; Poaceae
Source: RefSeq, a predicted model, not a curated record